Messenger RNA from Paramecium tetraurelia, 453 nucleotides. RefSeq lists its product as uncharacterized. The transcript has a single exon. The record is from RefSeq and is a predicted model, not a curated record. NCBI's taxonomy places the organism in Eukaryota, Ciliophora, Oligohymenophorea, Peniculida, Parameciidae.
AUGAAAUUUAUCAAUAAUUGUGCUGAAAUGAUCCAAACUGGAUUUUAAGAUUUAUCCAAUAUAUUUCUAUUUGGAUUGUUAAGCCACAUAUUUUAUAAGCCAACCAAAUUAUUAAAAACAUUGUAAAUUGAUAAACUGACCUAUUAAAAAUUCUAUGCUUUUUAUGAAUCGAAGAGUUCAGAAUAUCAUCAAAGUAAUAAAUAAGAAGAGGAGAAAAAAGAAAUCCUGAAAUCAGAGCAAUAAUUAAGAAAUAGAUUAAAAUAAUAAACUGGACUCACCACAAAAGAGAUUAACAAAAUCGUUAACAGAGUGUCAAAAAGUCCUGAGAAACUUAAUGUUGUCCAAAAAUGCAUAAUUGAUAAUAGCCAAGUUAGUAACAGUAAAGAAAAACAUAAAUAAGACUCUGAUGAGGAGUUGGAAAUCCCUUUUUCAAAGUAGAAAGCAACUUAAUGA